AUGCACAAGUGUGUGAAGGCGUGGAAAAAGCAAACAUGGGAGCAGGAAGAAGCAAAAGUCAAGCAAAGUCAAGCAAGCGAAGCAAGGCAAAACGCGCUGCUUAUUUAUGUCUUGGCCCCUCCUCCCUCCCUUCUUCAGAGUAUCCCCGUCCAGGCGACCCUCCAGCACGCUGCCGCCGCUGCUGCUGCCGUUGCGCCGCCUGGUGUCGCCCAGGGAGCGCCCAGCAGUCCCGGUGCUCCCGGCUCGCUCGAGUGCCAGUGGCAGGGCUGCCAGGAGCACUGUCCGACUCCAGAGGCCCUCUACGAACACGUCUGCGAGCGCCAUGUCGGGCGUAAGAGCACCAACAACCUCAAUCUGACCUGCGGAUGGUCGAACUGUCGAACCACCACCGUCAAGCGAGACCACAUCACCUCGCACAUCCGAGUCCAUGUCCCCCUGAAGCCUCACAAGUGUGACUUCUGCGGCAAGGCCUUCAAGCGGCCCCAGGAUCUCAAGAAGCAUGUCAAGACCCAUGCAGACGACUCCGUCCUGGUGCGGUCGCCAGAACCAGGUGCCGGACAGCGCCAACAGCCUCCAAAUGGCAUGUUUGGAGUCGGACUCGGCCCAGAUGGAAAGCCGGCUCACUUUUUCGAAGGUUCGCUGGGAGCGGUUCCACAGGCUGCCUAUGGUCAUCCUCCGCCGCAGUACUAUCAGGCCCAGCACCCCCAGCAACAGCCAGCCCAGUCGUACGGAAACGUAUACUAUGCCGUCGGCCAAGAUGCCGCUCACCAGGCUUCCUACGAGUCCAAGAAGCGUGGAUAUGAUGCGCUGAAUGAGUUUUUCGGAGACUUGAAACGCCGUCAGUUCGACCCUACCUCCUAUGCGGCAGUUGGACAGCGUCUGUUGAACCUCCAUGGCCUCCCGCUGCCCCUGACCCACGCCGGUGCAGUGCCAGAAUACCAACCAAUGCCUGCCAUGGUCAGCGUCGGCGGCCAUGGAGGCUAUCAGUCGGGGCCUAUCCCGACCCAGUCAUACCACCUGCCUCCAAUGGGCAACCUGCGGACCAAAGCUGACUUGAUGAACAUUGACCAGUUCCUGGAGCAGAUGCAGUCCACCGUCUACGAGAGUGAUGACAACGUAGCUGCCGCCGGCGUCGCCCAGCCAGGAGCCCAUUACGUUCAGGGACCCCUGAGCUACCGCACCACAAACUCGCCCCCAACGCAGCACCAGCAGCACCACCACCAUCACCAGCAGCAUCAUCAGCAUGCCACGGCAACGACGGGGGUCAGCUCUGCACCCAUGAUGAGCACUUCCGCCGCCAGAUCCCCGCAUACCUCCACUCCAGCCCUCACUCCGCCGUCCAGUGCCCAGUCGUACACUUCGGGACGCUCCCCGAUCUCCCUCGCCUCGCACCACGGCAUGUCUCCUACCCACAACCCUUCGACGGCAGGCAUGUACCCGACCUUGCCAGCCACGACAGGCCAGGACAGCCUCUCAGCCGGCUACCCGACCACCGUCUCCAGCGCCGCUCCUCCUUCAACACUAAGCAGCAUCUUCGACGAUGACCGCCGCAGGUAUACGGGCGGCAUGCUUCAACGCUCCCGUCCAGACAUCGACUUGUCUGCGCCCACCAUCAAGCGCGACGAGGAGCCAAAACUGUCGAGCAGCGUGAUCGACCCAGCCCUACGCCGAGCUUCGUCCGACAUGGACCCUGAAACGGAAGAAGACAGCACCAAGCGUAGAAGCCAGUCUGCCACUCCAACCCCAACCACUGCACCUGCAGCCUCGAGUGACGAGCGCCUCACGGGCGGAGAACAGCAAUGGGUCGAAAACGUCCGUCUCCUCCAGCGACUCCGUGAUUAUGUCCUCGAACGGUUGAAUUCCGGCGACUACCUUGGUGGUGAAGAAGGCAGUGACUCCAAGAAGGAUGCCGAAGACGAGGAGACCAGCAAGGAUGACGCCAGCAGUGAGACAGGCGACUAUCCCAGCAUCAAGAUGCACGGUAUGGAAGCCAUCGCUGCCGCUGCCGUGGCACACGAGACCGACCGAUCAGCAACCCCAACCGCUGAGAAUGCGGGUCCCAGCACUGUUGUCGAUGCAGAGGAGGAGGCCAAGCGGGCCGGUGAGAACCUCUAUCCCGUGUUGAAGAUGGCCGUGGACGAUGACGGCGCGGACACAGACGGGGACGAGAAGAUGGGUCAAUAG
Messenger RNA from Arthroderma uncinatum, 2184 nucleotides. Its product is annotated as zinc finger transcription factor pacC. The transcript is spliced from 4 exons. Gene Ontology annotation, cellular component: nucleus. Bases 1 to 2184 code for a protein of 727 amino acids. Lineage: Eukaryota; Fungi; Ascomycota; Eurotiomycetes; Onygenales; Arthrodermataceae. Gene Ontology annotation, biological process: positive regulation of transcription by RNA polymerase II. The record is from RefSeq and is a predicted model, not a curated record.